AUGCAAUAUGACCUUUCAUCAUUUAAUGUACGAAUCAUUCCGAUGACUGAAGCCAAACAAGAUUUAAUCGAGUUAUCAACAAAUCCUUUAGAUGUAUGGAUAAAUACACAUUAUGAUGAAUUGAGUGCAGGUAUGACAUGUAAAAAAGCUCUAUUCUGCAAACCAUCAGACAUGAAAGACAAGAAUUUCCAAAUGAGCAUUAAGGAUAAAUGUGAUAAGAAACAGGUAAGAAUAGAUGGUAAACAAACAUGGUGUUAUGUUUUGAAAGAAGAAAUGAAAGGAUUAUAUAAACAGGUUGAACCAAACGAUAAUGAGGAUUCAUUUACUGACGAUGAAAUACCUGUAAAUGAAGCUUUAUAA
Molecule: messenger RNA, 360 nt
Organism: Trichomonas vaginalis G3
Lineage: Eukaryota; Parabasalia; Trichomonadida; Trichomonadidae
Exons: 1
Coding region: 1-360 (119 amino acids)
Source: RefSeq, a predicted model, not a curated record